Magnolia sinica is the source of this 2467-nucleotide messenger RNA. RefSeq names its product F-box/kelch-repeat protein SKIP6-like. The transcript is spliced from 2 exons. Bases 60 to 1163 code for a protein of 367 amino acids. Lineage: Eukaryota; Viridiplantae; Streptophyta; Magnoliopsida; Magnoliales; Magnoliaceae. The record is from RefSeq and is a predicted model, not a curated record. Gene Ontology annotation, molecular function: protein binding.
UCUUCUCUACUGGAACUCCUCUCCUCUAAUUUCUUAAAAAAAGGAAAGAAAAAAAAGACAUGAGCGAGGAGACAGAUUCCGAUCACUCUCCAGUCAAUACAUCGCCGUGCGGCACAUUGCCACCUCUCAUCCCAAACCUCCCAGACGACAUAUCGCUCCAGUGCAUAGCGCGGGUCCCACGCUCCUUCCACCCCAACCUCUCCCUCGUCUCACGCUCAUUCCACUCUCUCCUCCGCUCUCCUCUCUUCUACACUGUCCGAUCUCAUCUCAACAUCUCUCAGCACUUCCUCUACAUCACCAUCCGUACUCCCCGCCCUUCCUCUUCCUUCCUAUACUUCUAUCUCGACCCCAACUCCCCCAAGAGAAGGCUCGUCCCCCUCCCUCCACCGCCCAUACCAGCCAUCGGAUCAUCCUCCGCCGUUCUCGGCCCUCGGCUCUUCCUCCUCGGCGGGUCCGUCAACGAGAUUCCCACCGCCCGCGUCUGGAUAUUCGACGCCCGCUUCAAUCGAUGGGAGCCAGGCCCCCGAAUGAGGAUCGCCCGCGAAUUCUCCGCCGCCGGGGUCGUGGACGGGAAGAUCUACGUUCUCGGCGGCUGCCCGGUCGACUCAUGGGCCAGGUCGACGUCAUGGGCGGAGGCAUUCGAUCCAGCCGUUGGAUCGUGGGCGGGGGUCCCCAGCCCGGCCGAUGUCCAGGCUAAAUGGAUGCAUGGGAAUGCGGUUCUUGAUGGGAAGGUCUAUGCGAUGGCAGACCGCGGCGGCAUGGUCUUUGAUCCGGUGGCGGGCACGUGGUGUUCUGUGUCGAAGAGGCUCGAUCUGGGGUGGAGAGGGAGGGCCGCCGUGGUAGAUGGAAUAUUGUAUUGCUAUGAUUAUUUGGGGAAGAUCAGAGGGUAUGAUGGGAAGGAAGAUAAAUGGAAGCAAUUGAAGGGGGUAGAUAGUGAAUUGCCGAGCUUCCUAUGUGGGGCAGCUCUGGCGAAUGCUGGGGGUAGGCUGUGUGUGAUUUGGGAAGGGAAAAGGAAGGGUAAGGAGAUGGAGAUCUGGUCCGCCGAAAUUAAUGUUUUUAAGGAUAGUGGGGGAGGGCUGUCCGGAGUGGUCCUCUGGUCGGAGGUUGUGAUGGCGGUUCUGAGUGAGUCGUCAGUUGUGAACUGCGUGGCGGUUGGACUGUGAUCGAUGGUGAAAGAUCCGGGUUGAAUUUUUGUGAGGGAGAUUCUGAAAUACUAUUUAUGGCUUUCUACACUCUUGGGCAUUGCUUGGAAUGGUGGUGGCAUGGAUGCAGAUAACUAAUGCUUGGUGGUCAAACAUGUUGGAUCCAUCCAAAGCUCCCAAAUCCUCGUCAUUCUCCGUUACCUCUUCAGAGACCUUUCAUCUCUUGUUGGUGCUGUGAAUAGCAGUGUUAGCAGUGUUUCCAUUCAUUAAGCCAUCACAUCUAUACCAUUCCAUAUGGAGGCUGGAGUGGCAUAGAGAAAUGAGUGUUGCAUGUGGGGUUAUUUUUCACCAGAAAAACUAGGCCAAGUAUGCUGGCCUGAUUUCUGCUAUCCAUUGGUUUAGUGCCUGACAUAAACUAUGCAGAACUUGGUGAUGUAAAGGUAGCUGCAGCAGGUUGUAUCUGAAGGACUUAUUAGUACGGGUGGAUGAACUCUAUAGCCUUUUGUAUUGUCUGGAAGAGGGUGUUCAAAAGCAUUAAAAAAAAAGAAGUAAUUGAAGGUAGGUGUUCAUAUUACAUGCCUCUAGAUACUGUUAAUUUCAAAGGUAGAGGAGUUGGGGAAAGUAACAAGGCUGCAGGAGUGAUGUGCCUGCAGUUUCAAGCCCGGGUGAAGGAGAAUUGAUGUCGGUGAGGCAGCCAAUCGUCGUUGAACUUUUGCCAAGCGAUAAUGGGAAGCGGAUCCCAGAUAGCAGAGACAGGGCGAUGACAACAGUGAUGAGGGAUAAGAGUUUUAUGAAAUUUAUGUCGAUGAUGCAGCACUCUAUUUCAAGCUGGAUUAGUGGGGCAGAAGUUGGAUUGAAGUGAAAAGCUUAGAUGAGCAGAAAGUGUUCUUGGCAGAUGGGUGCUCCCUGCGUCCAUCAGCACAUCUUCCCAGGAUGUAGAGGGAACCACGCUUGGAAUGUGUACAUGGUUGAUCAUGCCCCCAUGUAAGAGAACAUCGUCAUCAUCAUCUGUCUUGACCUUCAUGUCCAACAAAGGCCAUUGUUGCAGUGGGUAUGUGAUGGUGGGUAUUAUUUUGGUGCUGCUUAUUUUUUUCACAGUCACUGUGUGAGGUGUUUGGUAGAUCCUGGCAACUCCAAACAUGAAUGUAACAGGUAUCUAACAGGGCGAGUAGUGUCCUCACGCAUCUAUUUGGUACAAUAUGUGUUUGGGUUUAUGUUAUCUAGACCACUGAAAUAAUAAUAAGCCUCCAUGGAUUGAAUAUGCCUGGGAAACUUUCCAGAUUGGAUGAUCCCUAUCCAUCUUAUCUGUGGUUGUUAUUCCGGAA